Molecule: messenger RNA, 960 nt
Organism: Cladocopium goreaui
Lineage: Eukaryota; Dinophyceae; Suessiales; Symbiodiniaceae
Source: the annotation of a GenBank genome assembly
CUCAACCCGACCCGGCGGUGAGACUUGGACAGCGUUGCCACCCGUGCAGCAGCUGCCAAAUUUGAGAUGCCGAUGACCUUCCGCCAGUCUAGAGCCAGGCAAAACGCGGAGUGCCGACUCUGUUUAGGCCAAGCCGAUGACGAGUUGAUUGCGCCCUGCAGGUGUGCAGGAAGUGGCAGAUGGGUGCACCGCGAAUGUUUGGAUACUUGGAGAGCUUCAGGGCAGAACCCACGAGCCUUCACACACUGCUGCGCUUGUGGCUUUCGCUACAAGCUGGUGAAGUCGACGGUCGACGGGACAACCUCGACGACUGUCUCGUGCAAGACUCGAAAGUUGCUUCUGAGGCUCUUUGCUAUCUGUGCGUUGGGUGCACUGAGUGCCCGCCUGGGCUGGUUUUUUCGUGUGAUGCCGGCAGUGCUGAUCCGCUAUUUUAGGACUCGCAAUCAAGUCGCGACGAAGGAAGUGCAACCACUACGCUCAGACCUGGCUCGCUUAGCCAAGCAGUAUGUGGUGGAACACUCCCCGUCGAUGGGCAGCCAACAAAAGGACGAGGAUCAUGCCAAGAGCUUUUGUGCUGUCGUGCUAUAUCCUUUUGAGCCCAAGCUUCCGGUCGAACCGGCAGAGCGGUUUGUGAAACUUUCCGUGGGGCAACUUGUUGAGGUCACGCAUGAGACGAGGAACGGCUGGUAUUUUGGGUAUCUACUGAGCGAUCCCCACCACGCCGGCUAUCUCCCGAAGAGCCAUGUUGUGUCCUUCUCAGGAUUUUGUCAAAUGCAGAAGAUGUACUACUCAGACCAAGCAGACAAGUUUUGAGCUUCUCGCCAAUGACGAGAAAUUUCAGCCUUCAGUUGGGGAGCACUGCUCUAGUUGCAUCUCCCUUUUUGCAGGGGGAUCUUCCGUAAUGGGCAAGCUGCGGAAUCCGCAGAAAGCUGGAAUAAAGUUGCACUCGUAACAUUAAAU